Messenger RNA from Closterium sp. NIES-65, 3087 nucleotides. Lineage: Eukaryota; Viridiplantae; Streptophyta; Zygnematophyceae; Desmidiales; Closteriaceae. The record is from the annotation of a GenBank genome assembly.
AUGCUCCUCGUCCGCCCGCGCGGCGCGGCGCAGGCUCAACCCGCCGCCGCUGCCGUGGCUAAACAGUCUUCCGCGGAAGCAGAUGGUUACGCGCCGUGCCCGCAGUUCCAACCCUGGAGGGGCGCGCUUUCGCGCAUCUCUGCGUGCAAGUGGCGCAGACCGGAUUCCGCCUUUCCCCCAAGUGCCUCCUCCCCGUCCGUCGCUCUGCGGCUGUUUAUGAUUGAUUUCCUUGAAGACAAGAGAGGCCGCGCGGUUGAGAACGAGUGCCGCGAUCGGCGCUGGAUCUGGCCGCGACCGCUCGUCACGGGCGGAGAGGUUUGCGUGGACGAGGAGGACGAGCUUCAAGUGGACGGCGAUGACUCUAACGAUGAUGACAAUAACGAGGAAGAGUUGCCCGAGCUCGUGGGCGCGGCGGAGCUUAUGGAGCGCGUGCGCGCGGCGCUGGGGCAGAGGCGCGGGGAGCAACGGUCGCGGCUGGAGGCGAACGAGGCGGACGAGGUGGGGGAAGUAGGCGCGCUGGGGGGAGGCGGAGUGCUGCGCUUCGAUGACGUGUUUGUGAACUCCAAGGGGACUGUUUUUAACGAGAGCCACGUGUUUUCUGUGGACGCGUGCGGGCGGGGCCAGUGGAACCGGCAGGGCGGCGCAGUGAAGGCGCUGAAAGAUUCGAUUUCCUUUGCGCCGGGGACACGCGUGAGCGUGCACGAGCACCUGGUGAAUCUCCUGCCGUACGAGCAGGAGGAGGCGGAGCAGCAGGCGGAAGAGGCCGAGGAGGCGGAGAUGGCGGAGCGGGGGCUGCGGGGGACGGACUGGGUGGCGCAGGCCCGGCUGCACAACGGCAAGGAGCGGCUGCUGGCGCGACUGCUCCCCGCGCUGUACAUGGUCGCGACUGCGCUCAUGCCCGCCGCAAGGCAGUACCCCCUGCUGCUGCGGAGCGAACACCUUCUGGAGCAUCUGGGUCGCAGCAUGUUCGGGGUGGACUUGGCGUCGCUGUCAGUGCACCACCUACCGGCCAGCAGGCAGCACCGCGAGGGCCAUCGCCACCUCUUCUACGCAAAGACACUCUUCAUGCCCGUCCAUGCCAGCAGCGUGUGCGGCCUCUCCUCCUCCGGCCGCCCGCGCGCCCCCGACGCCCUCUGGCUGGCUCUCCGCGGCCACCACCUGCUGCCCCCCGACGGCCUCCCCAUCCUCUCCCCCGCCUGGACCCCCCGCCUCACCGCAUCCUUGCAAGCCACCUCUCCCCCGCAAUCCGCUCCGCCGGCCCUGCACCCGCUGCACCACCUCGCGGUAGGGCGGACGCUGCCGGAGGAUUGGGUGGUGGUGGUGUCGCUGGUGUGGAGCGCGCACGUGAUGGAUCGCGGCGGCGGGGGCGUGGGCGACGGGAACUUGCGGACGGCGGCGACGCGGCACACGGAGGAGGCGAUGGAGGCGAUUGCGGGGAUGCUGCGCGAAUUGUACUCGGAGGAGCGCGUGGUGGUGUACGAGGAGCAUCUGCCGCUAAGGAAAGCCAAGGAGUUGUUUUCGCGAACGAUUCUGCUGGUGGGACCCACGUCGCCUGCGCUCUCGAAUCUCAUCUUCAUGCCGUUUAACUCCACGGCUAUCGAGAUCUUACCUUACGUUGUGAACGGCACUUUGGAGUCUAGCAAGAGCAAGGUUGAGGAUUUGCAGCGAGAUGGGAAAUCCGGCGGGAAGUUGUCCAGCCAGCAGAGCACUGCCACGUGGCACUACAGGCUUUCCGAGCGCGUGGGUGUGCAUCACCUGCUGUCCGUGUGCGAUCCUGAGAGGAACCACAUGGAUGAAAGUGAGAUGUGCCACGUGGAUGAGGUCUACGCGACGGUAACCGCGUCGCUGCGGAAGAACCCUGUGCUGCGCGAAGCCACAGGGUUACCACCUGUGACCUUCCCUCCUGAUGACGUCAGCAGAUUAGGGGAUUUCCGCGAUUUCAUCCCGGGGUCGAGGUUGCGGAAGGGGGUGGGCCAGGUGGCGGGAUUUCGGCAGUGGGCGGAGUGUGUGGCGGAGAGGGGGGAGUGGCGCUUCAACGCUACUCCGCGGGUGCUGGCGUGGCCGGAUCACGGAGUCGAGAAGUGCGACGCGGAAUGGGAAGCCGCUGGCGGAAUCGCGUCGACGAAAGCGGAUAAGGUCGCGGCACGCGGACCAGCAGCUGCAGCUGUUUGGAAGGUUCGAGAUACACUCAAGUACGAGUGGGUGGUCCCAGCGAACAAGUGUCCGAAGGUUACUGGUUUCGGAGCAGCGCAGCUGGCCGUGCCUAGUUCCGAGGUGCUGAACCUGGGAGAACUAUUUUCUAGGUUUGACGGUCGAGGUUUGUGUGAGCUGGCGCGGCGGAGAAAAGGCGGGCUGCGGAUUGCGUUUCUCGGGGAUUCCCUGUCUCGGGAAUCUCAUGUGAAUUUCGUGAACAACAUCGUCAAGCACAUCCCGAAGCCCGCGAACGUUAUCACGAGGCGCAAGUGCAUGACGUGGACAACAAUUCUCGGAUCGAAGGUGGACCUGACUUGUAUGGAGUACUCGUUUGAGGGAGCUGGGUGCCCAGGUUUGAGUGUACACUAUGUGGCAAACAGGAGACUAAUUCCUGUGAAUGAGGAAAAGCUGGAGCGGAUAAGAUGGAUUAGCACCCCGUGGAUGGAGGUUCCUGGUAUACGCAAUUCCCAUGUGCUGGUCAUCAACCGUGGAGCACACUAUAAGGUGAACGAGAACGUGGUGGAGUCAGUAACCCGGAUGAUGCGCUUCAUUCGUUACAAUCACCCUAACAAGCUCGUGAUAUACAGGACCACUGCUCCAGGCCAUCUCAACUGCUUGGAGCACACUCGACCUAUAAAGGAGAGGCAGGACCCAGAACAGCUGCCCUACAAAUGGGGCAACUUCAAGCUUCAAAACGAGCUGGUGAAAUCAAUAGUGGAGGAGAACGGGGGAGUGUACAUGGAUGUGGACCCUAUGACUGCCCUAAGACCAGAUGGGCACAGGGGGGACGUGGGAGGCACACGGCUGGAUUGCCUUCACUAUUGCUCACCUGGACCAGAGGAUACGUGGUCCCAGUUCAUCUACAAUAUUGUAAUGAGGCUGCUCCCUCAAUAA